This is a messenger RNA of Spodoptera exigua (beet armyworm), 1116 nucleotides long. Lineage: Eukaryota; Metazoa; Arthropoda; Insecta; Lepidoptera; Noctuidae. The record is from the annotation of a GenBank genome assembly.
AUGACGAUACCAGAUCAUCUUUUUGAUGAAGGAAUUAAUAACACCCUGUUUCAUCAUGACAUGAGGCAUAUUCAGCAAAAUAAAAUUGUGUAUGAAAAGACACAGCGGGACUACGAACAAGAACAAAGAGACCUUCUAUCAUCUCAAGAUGGUGACACGUGUGAGAUCCACGACCAAUUCUACAGGGACCAUAAGCUGCUUCUCGUCUUGUUUCGGGCGCUUGCGGUUAUGCCUAUCACACGCUCUCGGCCAGGCACGAUUACAUUUAGUUGGAAAUCCAGAGCCACAAUGUACGCGGUGUGUUUCUAUAUCGCUGCCACAGCAGUUGUUCUAAUCGUGGGAUAUGAGCGGAUAAUGAUACUUCGAUCAAUUCGACGCUUCGACGAUUAUAUUUAUGCCAUUCUUUUCGUCAUUUUCCUUGUUCCGCAUUUCUGGAUACCAUUCGUGGGCUGGGGCGUGGCUCAUCAAGUCGCUAUUUACAAAACUAAUUGGGGGAAAUUUCAGGUCAGAUACUACCGUGUUACCGGUGAGAAUCUUCAAUUUCCCAACUUGAAGACUACAAUCGUGAUCAUUAGCGACGUGGAACAAGAAUGUUCAGCAAAGUUAAUAUCUCGAUAUAGGUACCUGUGGCUCAACCUAUCCGAGCUGCUGCAGUCACUUGGAAACGCUUAUGCAAGAACAUAUUCAACUUAUUGUUUGUUCAUGUUCGCGAACAUAACGAUAGCAGUAUACGGGGCUCUCUCCGAGAUAGUGGACCAUGGUUUCGGCUUCAGUUUCAAAGAAAUGGGCCUGUUCGUCGACGCUGCCUACUGCUCAACUCUACUCUUCAUAUUCGUUGAUUGCUCGCAUAAAUCUACUUUGACGGUGGCUGCCGGUGUACAAGAUACACUGCUGUCCAUCGAUGUUCUAGCAGUUGACAGACCUACACAGAAAGAGAUAGACCACUUCAUCCAAGCUAUAGAGAUGAACCCAGCUGUGGUGAGCUUGAAGGGAUAUGCUCAUGUCAACAGAGAACUACUAACAUCGGUUGAAAAUAGCAUCAGUCUAUCCUUCACCACCAUCGUCAUUAUCAGGAAGAUCUCGGCUGUUGUAGAAGGCCUUUACCUGGUCAUUUAA